Boleophthalmus pectinirostris (great blue-spotted mudskipper) is the source of this 2232-nucleotide messenger RNA. RefSeq names its product cardiotrophin-like cytokine factor 1 (gene clcf1). Lineage: Eukaryota; Metazoa; Chordata; Actinopteri; Gobiiformes; Gobiidae. The coding region runs from base 260 to 1579 and encodes 439 amino acids. The record is from RefSeq and is a predicted model, not a curated record. The transcript is spliced from 3 exons.
UACAAAAACCUCCACCGUCAUUCAACCAGUCACAGACCAUGCGCGCGACUUGGCCGCCAAUACAACACCCGCAACUUUCUAUUCAACAGUAGACUUAGCAGCACCUGAUGAUAACCACAGACACUUUGUGGAUUCAGAAAUAGAGCUCAAGAUAAAAAUCUACCAGAAUCUGCAGACUUGUCGCUUUAUUUUAGCUUUACAGUCUUGAGUGGAUGAACUUCUGAGAGCGCACUGAGGGGAGAUAACAGGAUUUGGAAAAAUGAAAAGGUUCUGCAGAGUUCAUUACACGCAGAUGGUCAUGCUAUUGGCCGCUGCUGUGGCCUCAGCCCUGGACCCCAGCGAGAGGAGCUCCAUAGAAAGUACCUAUGAGCUGACCAAGUACCUGGAGUAUCAACUGAAGGAGAUCAAAGACGUAUAUCUCACAUACCUGGGCCCACCAUUUAAUGAGAAAGACUUCUCCCCUCCACGACCCAACAGCACCGCCCUUUCCCUGCCCAGCGCUGCCACUCGCCUGGAGCUUUGGCACGGUCUGGAGAACCAGGCUCGACUGGCACAAAACCAGAAAGCUUACUCCAUUCUCUUGGCGGCCGUCAGGGAGCUAGCCCGGUCUACCCUCUGCCCCUCUCUCAAAACAUCACUGUUACAUUUCUGCACAGGACUUGACGGACUACUGGGGUCUAUAUCUGCACUGAUGACAACACUGGGGUACGCAAUUCCAGCCACAUCUGCUAACAUGAGGGUGAUGAGUGGUGACACGCAGAGGGGCAGAGACCGACCUGCUCCCCUUAUGAGUGCAGGUCUGUACCGAUCCAGGGCCAGGGCGGAGUCAGGACAGCGUGGAAGCAUGAGGCGGACUAGGACGAGGGUUGUUAGGGGCGACGAAGAGGAUGCUGUGGACUUGAUGAACACAAACAGUGAAGCCAGGAGAGCAGAGAUACCUGGAGGGAGGACUGCUGGGCCAAAGGAGCGAGGAAAACGACGUGGAAAAAGGGAGGAGCCGGAGAGAUGGGACUGGGAUAUUGAGAAAGACAUGCAAAACGCAGGGGGAACAAAAAGAAAGCUGUUAAGUGUGACUGAGGAGCAAGAAUUCAGCGUAUCACCACCUGGAAUUGAAAUACAAACUAACAUCAACUCAAACAACAACAAUGCAUUCAGUUACAAUCUCAAUGCACCAUAUGGAGACACACUCAGAAAAGAAGAUGGUGUUUUUGCAGAGACAGGCCUUUCAGUUAUGGUUACAAAUGAUGGUGAAUCAAGUUCCUCUUCUUCCCAACAUCACCGGUCACCACGCUCGCUCCUUCCUUCAACAAUUCCACCUCCUCUUUCAACUCUUUCUCUGCUAUACCAGUUUGGGACAGGAGAGGAGCACACCCUACUAUCCCAGCCAGUCCCGCUGUCUUUACGAAAAGGGCUGUACUCACCUCCUCAGCGGUCAUCUCCUCCGUCCUCUUCUCUAUCGGUGCGACCCACAAUGAAUGACUUUGCACGGAAAGUAGAGGGUUUUUGGAUACUGCGUGAACUGCAGAGCUGGUUGUGGCGAUCAGCCAAGGACUUCAAUCGCCUUAAAAAGAGACUCUGAGAAAGAGAAAGGAAAGUGUUGUAUUAGACAUUAUUUGCACAAAAUCAAAUAAGACUGGAUAAACUGCAAGAACACAGAAAUUUCUGAUUCCUUUCCGAUCCACUGUGUAACAUUUUAGCUAAAAAAAAGACUAAAAUAUAAACAUGUUUUUUUUUUCUUUUCAUUUGGGACUUUUUUUUUGCACUAAAAAGAGAGAAAAACAAAAACAUAAGCAAGUUUGCAUCUCCACAAACCUGACUCUUACUUGGCCCGAAGGAGGGCCUCCUCCUGCUUGUUUCCAUGGAAAUUAUGUUCCUUUGCCAAUAAAUUUCCAUAAUAUGCCAUAAGAACAUAUCAGUCUCCAUGAAUGUGUAGUUUUAACAAUUUCUAUGGAAUCAUGCAGGUGAUGUGAUGAUUCAAAGAGCGACAGAAAUACAGCUGUUGGUGGCUGGCCACAUGGACACACAAGGGUCAAGUGAGUGAUAGGCAACCACACAGACAGGGCAGCCAUUGAGAAAAAUCUGAUUCAGUGGCUUCUUAGUGUGAAUCAGCAAACAUUCACAUUGUACCAAAGCAAGAUGAGAAAAUUGUGAAUGGGUGCAAGACAAAAGAAAAGGAAAUAGCCCGAGGAUGAGGAGGGCAGUGAUGAGGAGAGAGGAAGCAAAGGAAGACUG